Messenger RNA from Stereum hirsutum FP-91666 SS1, 249 nucleotides. RefSeq lists its product as uncharacterized. The record is from RefSeq and is a predicted model, not a curated record. The coding region runs from base 1 to 249 and encodes 82 amino acids. The transcript is spliced from 2 exons. Lineage: Eukaryota; Fungi; Basidiomycota; Agaricomycetes; Russulales; Stereaceae.
AUGUCCGUCCAAGGCGUUGAACUUCAGAAGCAGCGGUACGCAGAGGAACUCCGCCGCCACACUCUUCGGCAGUGGACUCUUGCCCGCGAGUCGCUUGAGCAAGCACAGGGCAGGAGUUCGGGUGCAGGCUCUCCCAAGUCGCCUUCUCCAGAAUCUUCACCAAAACGGUCUGGUUCGCGUACGCAUUCGUCCACUGGUGGCUCAGGACAUGCUCAGCCCUUCCAGCGCAUCAAAGGAUGGUUUCAGUAA